AUGAGGCUUCUUUGCGUUGUCGUCGCCGUGGCGUCUUUGUUGACAGGAAAUCUAGCGCUUUCAGUUGGAAAAGAAGGGCAGAGAGAAGAUGUGGUAACACGCUGUCUGGUGGAAGUCCUUUCCAAAGCUCUCUCCAAACCGGACUCCCAGCUGCACCAGGAAUGCAAAGACAUUCUCCAAGCAGGGGUUAAACAUGCCCCGCUGGACAAGAAGACCGCGGAGUGGGUGGCAACUCAUGGAGAGGGGGCCAAAGGUCAGCCCGAGGUGCCCGGGCCACAGGGAGCAGAUGUGAAAGACAUCGAGGAUCUCCUGAAAUCCGUGGAGGACAAAAGAGAAAUCCCAGAGGACGAGCGCAGCCAAGAGUCCUGGAGUCUGGGUGACGGGAAGGAAAAGAGACGCGAGGACGCGGACGAGGCGGAGCGCGAGAAGAGGAACAGCUGGAGGCCCGGAAGGUUCCACCAGAAGAAGCACAAACGGGGAGAAGAGGAGGAGGAGGAGGAGGAGGAGGCGGCGGACAACGAGCGCAGUCAGGAGAGCUGGGGGCUCGAGGACAAGAGAUCAGAAGAUGAAGGAGGCGAGUACAGAGAGAAGAGGGCCAGGAGGCCCGGGAGAUACCGCCAGAGGAAACACAAACGAGACGAGGAGCCUUCAGGCGGAGAGAAGGAAGAGCCGGAGGAAGAGCGCAGCCAAGAGUCCUGGGAUGUGGGCAAAAGGCAAGGGGACGAGGAUGAGGAGGAGAGACAGAAGCGCAUAUGGAAGCCCACGCAUCGCUACCACCACAAGAAGAAGUUCCACAAGCGUGGCGACGAAACUCCAGAGGAGGAAGAUGAUGGCGAACGCAGCCAGGAAUCAUGGGGUCUCGACAAAAGGGAUUGGAGGGCCGGCAGGUUCCACCAGAGGAGACACAAGCGUGACGAAGAGCUCCCAGAAGAAGCCGGGGAAGAGCCCGAUGAAGAACGCAGCCAGGAAUACUGGGACUUCGAUACAGGAAGGGAGAAGAGGGACUGGAGGGCCGGCAGGUUCCACCAGAGGAGACACAAGCGUGAUGAAGAGCUCCCAGAAGAAGCCGGGGAAGAGCCCGAUGAAGAACGCAGUCAGGAAUCUUGGGGUCUCGAUAAGAGGAACUGGAGGGCCGGACGGUUCCACCAGAGGAGACACAAGCGUGACGAAGAUCUCCCAGAAGAAGCCAGAGAAGAGCCCGAUGAAGAACGCAGCCAGGAAUACUGGGACUUCGAUACAGGAAGGGAGAAGAGGGACUGGAGGGCCGGCAGGUUCCACCAGAGGAGACACAAGCGUGAUGAAGAGCUCCCAGAAGAAGCCGGGGAAGAGCCCGAUGAAGAACGCAGUCAGGAAUCUUGGGGUCUCGAUAAGAGGAACUGGAGGGCCGGCAGGUUCCACCAGAGGAGACACAAGCGUGACGAAGAUCUCCCAGAAGAAGCCAGAGAAGAGCCCGAUGAAGAACGCAGCCAAGAGUAUUGGGACUUCAAUACAGGAAGGGAGAAGAGGGACUGGAGGGCCGGCAGGUUCCACCAGAGGAGACACAAGCGUGACGAAGAGCUCUCGGAGGAAGCCAGGGACGAGCCCGACGAAGAACGCAGCCAGGAGGACUGGGGCGUCGACAAACGGAGCGGAAAGGAGGCGGCGGGGAUAGAAAAGCGCAUAUGGAAGCCGACCCAUCGGUACCACCACAAAAAGAAAUUUCACAAGCGCGGCGGAGGCUCAUCGGAAGACGACGAAGAACAGAGGGAGGAGGAUUCAGAGGAGAACGAGGACAAGGACGAAGCAAUGAGGUAUCUGGCCGAGAAGCGCAGUCCCUGGAGCUUCAGAGGUUUCUACCAUCCUGCCUGGUACAAGAGGGACUCAGACGAGCCCGCUGCAACCCCAAACAAGAUGGAUGAACUGGCCAAGCUGCUGAGCUUUAAGAUGAACCAGCUGGCCCAGCGCUCCACCGAAGAGGAGCCCAAGAGGAGCAUGCACCACAGAGCUCUCAGCCAGCAGGAGGAGAAAGCGCUGGAGAACCUGGCGGCGAUGGACACGGAGCUGCAGAAAAUCGCUGCCAAGUUGCAUGACGACGGCGCAUGA
Molecule: messenger RNA, 2082 nt
Organism: Cyclopterus lumpus (lumpfish)
Lineage: Eukaryota; Metazoa; Chordata; Actinopteri; Perciformes; Cyclopteridae
Gene: chgb
Product: chromogranin B
Exons: 7
Coding region: 1-2082 (693 amino acids)
Cellular component (GO): secretory granule
Source: RefSeq, a predicted model, not a curated record